AUGAGCAACAUCUGUUUGUUGAGUAUCGGUGAAACAAUGGAAGAAGAUUGGAAGACGAGUCUCAGCAACGACGAUACCACGUACAGCAAGUCAUCCAAGGUAAACGUAAGUUCCGCGGAAGGGAGGCAAGCUCUUGAGCAUUUUGAAGCUACGGUGAGCCGACAGGAGGAUGGUCGAUUUGUGUUACAGUUGCCUAUUAAGCCUUGCAUAGCUGAGUUAGGCCAUAGCAUCAAUGUGGCUUCAUCUAGGUUUCUGGCCGUUGAGAGAAAAUUACAGCAGGAUGCAACCUUAAGAGAGGAAUACAAGAAGUUCAUGGAUGAAUACUUACAGAUGGGUCACAUGAGAGAGGUUCAGCAGGAAAUAAUUAUACCUAAGCGUUCAUGCUAUUUACCACAUCACGCAGUGUUCAAGAAGUCAAGUUUAACGACAAAGGUUUGCAUCGUCUUUGACGCAUCAGCAAAGACCUCGUCAGGUCUCUCACUUAAUGAAGUAUUGAUGCGUGGACCAAAAAACCAGGAGGAUAUAGUUUCAAUUUUAACAAGGUUUCGGAAGCAUCAGUACGUGAUUACGUCAAAUAUUGAGAAGAUGUUCCGGCAAGUGGCAAUGGCUGAGCAGGAUUGGGAUUUGCAGUGA
Messenger RNA from Cinara cedri, 633 nucleotides. NCBI's taxonomy places the organism in Eukaryota, Metazoa, Arthropoda, Insecta, Hemiptera, Aphididae. The record is from the annotation of a GenBank genome assembly.